AUGGAAGACUUUGUGGACCUUGCAUUUAUUCACAUCUUCCUGUCCAAGAAUCUGGUUCCUACGCUUCUUGCUGACACUUGUUACUCUAUCCAUACGAGGACUCAGAAGAAGAAGGGUAUUGUAGUGUGUUGUGUUUCUCUUUUGUAUAGGUGGUUUAUUUUGCACCUACCUAACAAGGGUCCUUUCAUUGAGGAUAAGGACAAUCUCAAGUGGUCUCAAAGGAUCAUGUCUCUGACCGCUGAUGAUAUUUUAUGGUAUUCUAGAGCUUAUGAUGAUGUCAAGGUUAUCCUGAAUUAUGGACUUUUCCCCAAUGCGCCCCUCAUAGGUACAAAGGGUGAAAUCAACUAUAAUCCAAGAUUAUCUUUACGUCAGUUGGGUUAUCCAUUGUUGUGCAAGCCAGAUUCCGAGCAUGUAGAGGAGUUUAUUUUGUAUGAAGCGGUUGACAAUCCAGAUUUGCUAAGGAAGAAAGUCAUAGAUUGGAGAGAGGUUCGUUCUCAAGGAAGAUCUGAGUUAGGGAAGAAGAAUCACAUUGCCAAGGAAGCUUAUACAUAUUGGGUUAAGGAUAGGGUUGAAGAAAUUAUGUUUUCGUUUCCGUUUGAGCCAUCUAUGAACAACCUACAACCUGUGCUUGCAAUUGUUCCUACCUCUGAGUUGGGGAAAAUCAAGGAGACUAUGAAGAGCUUAGAGAAAGAGGAUGCGGAUCUCCAAUCUAAUCUUGGUAAGAUUAUGAGGGAUAAAGAAGACUUGGAGCUUAGCCUCAACCAGAAGAGAGCCAUGACAUCCCGAGUGGUAGAGGAAGCCCAAGAGGAGCAGUUCAAGAGGAGGAAAUUAAGUGAUCCUUUGAAGUGGACUAUUGACAGUUUGUUCAUCAAGAAGAAACAUCUCACCGACGCCCAAUAUCAAGCAUGCAAGAUGGAGAUCAGUUUCCAAGACCAACUUAAGAAGCUUCGAGAAAAGUUAGAGAGUUCCAAGAAGAUGUUAAAAGGAAGAAAGAAUUCUUACUAA
Messenger RNA from Lathyrus oleraceus (garden pea), 1005 nucleotides. RefSeq lists its product as uncharacterized. The transcript has a single exon. NCBI's taxonomy places the organism in Eukaryota, Viridiplantae, Streptophyta, Magnoliopsida, Fabales, Fabaceae. Bases 1 to 1005 code for a protein of 334 amino acids. The record is from RefSeq and is a predicted model, not a curated record.